GUGUGAGGCGGUCUCUCUGUCUCUCUCUUUUCUUUCUUUCUCUCUCUCUCUCUCUCUCAGUCUGGACUCUGAGGGAUCAGGAUUUUCUCAGCAGAAGGACACAGACCUCAGAGCCACGGGUUGGAUUAUUCCUGAAUCCGCUGUGAAGUUUCAUUUAUAGCUCAACCACAAUGGAUCUCACACGGAGAAAUGGAGCGCAACGUUUGUAGUUUAUUCUAAAAAAGGACUCAUACUCGUUUUUUUCUUCUGUGCUUUGAUGGUGAAUCGGUCUACCAGGAUGAACUUGCAGUGGAUCCCGGCUCCCUGCGUCCGCACCGGCAGAGUCGCGCACAAGCGGCUGGACUCGGACGACCAGCCGCCGGCCAAAUGCGCCAGGCUGAGCUCCUCCGAGGCGGGGGACACGCAGGGGCUCCUCGGCACCUCUCCCGGUCCCCCGGUCAGCCCCGUCCCCGGCUCUAUCCCGGCGACCCACCAGGGGCCAUCCAGGAUAGGAGCGUUUCUGCUUCUACCUCUGACGGACCGGGACAGCGUGCACAGCGCGAUGAACACCGACACCGGCGACGAGCAGCUGUGCAAGGUCUUUGAUAUGGGGGUGUACCAGGAAAAGAUCAGAGCCUAUGGGAUCCUACCAGCCCACAAGAAUGUGGCAGGAGUCAGGGACAUCAUCCUUGGCGAACGCAAAGCCUACGUGUUCCUGGACAAGGACUUUGGGGACAUGCACACCCUGGUGAAGAGCUGUCGCAGGCUGGAUGAGGAGCACGCCUGCAGGCUCUUCCGUCAGGUGGCUCAGGCCGUGGCCCACUGCCACCAGGCGGGCAUCGUGCUGGGUGACCUCAAACUGCGAAAGUUUGUCUUCGCGGACGAGAAAAGGACACAGGUGAGACUAGAAAGCCUCGAGGACUGUCGCGUCCUAGAAGACCCAAGCAACGACUCCAUGUCGGACACCCACGGCUGCCCCGCCUACGUCAGCCCAGAGAUCCUCAAUGGCUCCGCGCCUUACUCUGGCAAGAUGGCCGACAUGUGGAGCCUGGGGGUCAUGCUGUACACCAUGCUGGUUGGCCGCUACCCGUUCCACGACCCGGACCCGGCCACGCUGUUUUCCAAAAUCCGCCGAGGCCAGUGCUGUUUGCCAGAGGGCUUGUCGCCCAGGGCCAAGUGUCUGCUCCAGAGCCUACUGAGGAAAGAACCCUGGGAGAGACUCACAGCGAAUGAGCUGCUCGCUCACCCGUGGUUCCACCAGCCGCCGUCGUCGCAGGAAGUGGCACUGGGUGAACAGGAAGUGAGCUCGGCAGAACAGAUGGUGCCAUCCUUUGACGUGGAAGAGGAUGAUAAUCUGUUCUGCUGACAAGACACGGUUCAGCUGAGGCUGGCUGAGGGACCAAAACAGGAAUUGCUAUGAGGGAUCCAUUGUUGUGUGUUUUUUACAAAGGCACAUUUUCGAUUUGAGUGUAAAUACACCCUCAAGCUUUCUACAAGAACUCACUGUACUGUAUUUUGUUGUCGUAUGUGUGUUACUUGCUAAGGGCAUUGCUCACAAUGAUCACUCAUUGUGUUUCUUUUAUGUAUGUUUUCAAAAUUAUUUGGUGCUAAAAGAAAUAACAAGGACUUGAAUUUGCCAGAUUACGUUAAACAAAAAAAGAAAUCUCUGCAGGCUCCUAUGAGCUUAUCACAGAGAAUUAACCCAUGGCCAACAUCAGUCACCAAUGCUUGCUCUCAGCCUGGACUCACAAGGCUUCACAAAGCAUAAGAUGAAUCCUGAAUGGGAGGCGAGGAGACGUGACGCUGUUCCUCUCACUCCCAGUCUCUGACCAGGCUGGAGGCUCCGCCGGCUGACUCAUCGACCGGCUCGAGGAUGGCCUAGCACAAGCUUGACGUCUCGCAGCAGGCGGUGUCAUAGAGUGAGAAAGACGCUUAGCAGAGGACUGAUGUGUCACACUCAGCGGGGGACGCUACGAAGGUGUCGCACUGCCAAUCUGGCAUCGUCUCAGUAGAGAGAGCUUUUACAAAUCUCACACCAUCCGCAGAAGGUUGAGAAAGGCAGGAUGUUACUAGUGUAAAACUCACUGAAAAGUCACACACACACACACACUCACACUCAAUAAUAAGCAGUGUCACUGGGCUACACAAGUCCUUGUUAAUGGCUUAAAAGGAAGGAUGACAUUUUUAACAGUUAAAACUAAACCAUUAAACUUUUCAAAAACAUGCUCAUAUCUUAAUAUCUCAUCUAAAAGGUCGCAUCAGAACAGGAAUUGUCCAUUAAAUGUGACUGUGAACAAUCUGUUCAGCUCUUCUGAAACGCUGCAUGUGCAGUUAGCCAAAGCUAAACCUAACACUUCUUAAAAUAAAAUCAGACUUGGUCACAUGCCUUUGCAGCAGCAGAGAUGGUUAGAUAAAUCUUAAGCCUAAAUGCAUGCUGCAUCUCAGUGGAAAAAGUAAAACUAAACAGACAAAUCAAAUGGUACUAAAAUAUCUUUCAAUCUAACAAUGUUGUAUAUUUUUCUUUUUUUUUAAAGAAAUGUGUCAAAUAUCCAUUUAAGGAACCAUCGAGGCAGAAAGAAACCCACUUCAGAAAAAUGAAGACUUUCUCAGUUGAGCAGUUGAACGUGUUUUGUUCAUAUCUGUUGGAACAUUAUGUCAAACUGUGUCGCUUUAACAAAGCUGAGCUGUGAGUUGUGCCCCUAUCACUGUGUUUCAUAAACUGAAUGGCCCUGAAUCAGUCGCAGUCAGGCCAUGUUUGAUGUUGGUUGUCUGUUGAUGACUCAACACUUGAGCGUGUCUGUAGGAAAUGGUCCUGACCUUGGCUGGAAGAAUCUGUUCUGACUGUUUCGCCUCUUUUAUGGUACUUUUUUUCCCCUUCCCUUUUUAAUUUGAUUUUCUUUUGCCGUUGAAAGCUGUGGAUCCAAGGAGACUAGUCAUCAUAGUUAGAGACAUGAUGCACCACGUUUUGAAAUAUGUUUUAUCUUGGAUUCCGACAGGCAGAUGCAGAGCUUCUGUGACGUCUAUCCUUGCAGGCUAGAUAUGCAGCCAGCUAUUUCAUUCUGGCACAAUCAUUGUGAAGACGGUACUAAAUCUGGCAUAUCUGAGAAGCGCUGUGCAUUACAUUUGUGGGUCAACCAGAAGGUUAAUAAAACUUCUGCUGCAGUUCUUUAAUUAUUGUUCGCUCAUCUGCUAGAGAUUCCAGAUGGGAACGGAUUUGUGACAAUCUGAAUAGUUCCUUACAGAAAAGUUAUUUCAGAGAUUUUAGAUUUUGUUCUUGGUUCGUACAAGCAGAGUCACACAUUCAUGUGACACGUAGAGUAAACUGACACGGGUGCACAAACUUCAUAUUGCACUGUGAAUUAUGUAUUUGUGACACAACCUAGAGGCUAUUACUGGUCCAGACAGGUUACAUGCGAGAUAUAUUCAUUGUACAAAAGGUGUAAAUAUGUAUAUUAGAAAUAUGUGUGGAGAUGUUAAAU
Molecule: messenger RNA, 3458 nt
Organism: Anoplopoma fimbria (sablefish)
Lineage: Eukaryota; Metazoa; Chordata; Actinopteri; Perciformes; Anoplopomatidae
Gene: trib1
Product: tribbles pseudokinase 1
Exons: 3
Coding region: 257-1345 (362 amino acids)
Biological process (GO): protein phosphorylation; positive regulation of proteasomal ubiquitin-dependent protein catabolic process; regulation of MAP kinase activity
Cellular component (GO): nucleus
Molecular function (GO): protein kinase activity; mitogen-activated protein kinase kinase binding; ATP binding
Source: RefSeq, a predicted model, not a curated record